Messenger RNA from Anolis sagrei ordinatus, 860 nucleotides. It is a transcript of the gene GSTP1, whose product is annotated as glutathione S-transferase pi 1. The record is from RefSeq and is a predicted model, not a curated record. NCBI's taxonomy places the organism in Eukaryota, Metazoa, Chordata, Lepidosauria, Squamata, Anolidae. Gene Ontology annotation, biological process: glutathione metabolic process. Gene Ontology annotation, molecular function: glutathione transferase activity. Gene Ontology annotation, cellular component: cytosol.
UGCUCCAGCAUGAGUCAGCAUUUCUCUCGGAGGACUUUUAUUGCGCCGCUGCCACUCUGCCAAGAGAGAGGCGAGCCCGUCUUGAUUCCUGCAGCUUUGUCCCGAGGAGUCGGAUUUUUGCAGCGAUGCCUGGCAAAUACACGCUCACCUACUUCCCCGUCCGCGGACGUGGUGAAGCCACCCGGAUGCUGCUGGCUGAUCAAGGCCAGGAGUGGACAGAAGAUGUAGUGACUGGGGAGAUAUGGCAGAAGGGAGACCUCAAGAAAUCUUGUGUCUUUGGCCAAGUGCCUAAAUUUCAAGAUGGAGAUUUUGUACUGGUCCAGUCAAAUGCUAUCCUGCGUCACUUGGCGAGGAAUCAUGGGCUGUAUGGUCAAGAUGCACGAGACGCAACGCUGCUGGACAUGGUGAAUGAUGGAGUGGAGGACCUACGUUUGAAAUAUGUCCGCCUCAUCUAUCAGAACUAUGAUGCAGGCAAAGCUGAGUACAUUGAGGCCCUGCCAGCCCAGCUCCGCCCUUUUGAGAACCUUCUGGCUCAGAAUGAUGGAGGGAAAGGCUUCAUUGUAGGCAAAAAGAUCUCUUUUGUAGACUACAACCUCCUCGACAUACUACAGUUGCAUCUCGUCCUGGCACCGAAAUGUCUGGAUUCCUUCCCUUUGCUGGCUGCCUAUGUGCAGAGGCUCAAUGCUAGACCACAUCUCAAGACUUACCUGGAAUCUGAGGGCCGCAAACAGCGUCCCAUCAAUGGAAAUGGCAAACAGUGAAUGAAUUCCUUCACAGUGAGGCAGCUUUUGUGAUGUCCCGUGGAAUCUUUGUAGAGGUUUUUUGUAGUAUGGGCAAAAUAAAUGCUAGUUUCAGUAAAA